UUCGUCCAAGUGUAACCUGAGGGCCCACCCACUCCUCUGAUGCUGCACGGCCAGACUUAAACUUCUGACUAUCGAUUAUUGCACAUGUCACAAGCAGUAGGAAGUCAGCUGCUUCUCUGAGACACAUCUCCACACACAGCGACACUCGGCUCUGUUCUAACCCACAUCACCGUCAUGCCUCUCCGGGUACAAGUGAUGGGUCCUGGCCCCUGGGGCUUCAGGCUGGUCGGCGGAAAGGACUUCGAGCAGCCGCUGACCAUUUCCCGGGUCACUCCUGGGAGUAAAGCGGCCCAGGCCAACCUGUGUAUCGGUGACAUGAUUUUGUCUAUCGACGGAGAACCGACGGAGAACAUGACUCACUUGGAAGCGCAGAACAAGAUCAAGGGAUGCAUAGACGAGAUGGUGCUCUCCGUAGACAGGUCAGAAUCUAAAAUGUGGUCGCCGCUUUCAUCUGAGGGAGGGAAGACAAAUCCGUACAAGAUGAAUCUUGCAUCAGAGCCAAAGGAAGUGAAACACAUAGGCUCCACCCACAACAGGAGCGCUCUGCCCUUCACUGGUUUUGGCUCCAAAGUUGUGACCAACCAGUACAACAGCCCCUCUGGUCUCUACUCCUCAGAGAACAUCAAGGACUUCAACUCGGCUGUGGACGAAGUUCAGACCAUGAGUUCAGCUAAUGAGCCCGACAACAAAGCUCCAUCAGAUCCAUCACAGGCAGGCAAGCGGCCGCCUGUAGCUGAUUCAGAGGUUUACAAGAUGCUGCAGGAGAACCAGGAGUCCGACGAGCCUCCUCGACAGUCUGCCUCAUUCAAAGUGCUGCAGGAGAUCCUGGAGACGGGUGAUCCUGAUAAACCGUCAGGAUUCAGGAGUGUGAAAGCACCCUCAACAAAGAUUGGAUCCUCAGUGGGGAACACAGAGAAGUUGCCCAUGUGUGACAAGUGUGGAUCUGGGAUUGUGGGGAUGGUGGUAAAACUGAGGGACAAGUUCCGUCACCCCGAGUGCUACACCUGUACAGACUGCAACAUCAACCUAAAACAGAAGGGACAUUUCUUUGUGGAGGACCAGAUUUAUUGUGAGAAGCACGCACGUGAGCGGGUGACCCCACCCGAGGGCUACGAUGUGGUCACCGUCUUCCCCAAGUAGAGCGCCGCCCGCUCCGCUCCGCCUCGGACUGCACGCCACUAUAGGACAUCAUGACAUAAUCCAAGACAUUCCAACCUUUAGCUCGUGCUACUCCUAAGAGUAUAAAAUGGUCUUCUCUGUCAUUAUGCUUCAGUACAGUCACUGGUAGGCAGGACGGUAAAGAACUACAUCUUUGAAAAUGUUGAUUUGCACAUUAACUUUGGCAUCUACGAAAAGGAAAAUCUAUGAGAUGAUGACAUUCAGUAUUUCUCUGUCGUAAAAAAAACAAAUUUUCCAUUUGAAUGGCAGCCACUGUGUUUAAGUAAUAUUUGUCUUUGUACAUGUUCAGUUUGCUCUUUUGAAUCAUGGAAACAAUGAAAAACUCUUUCACCCCAAGGGACAUGUUUUCUACAGUUUUAUUAAAUAAAUAGACCUACUUUUAUGAAAAAAAUAGAAAAAAACACACAUUUGAACAUCAUUACCAAAUAAAUAUUUUUAGCUUAAA
Molecule: messenger RNA, 1624 nt
Organism: Centropristis striata (black sea bass)
Lineage: Eukaryota; Metazoa; Chordata; Actinopteri; Perciformes; Serranidae
Gene: pdlim1
Product: PDZ and LIM domain 1 (elfin)
Exons: 7
Coding region: 175-1140 (321 amino acids)
Biological process (GO): heart development; actin cytoskeleton organization; muscle structure development
Cellular component (GO): filamentous actin; adherens junction; Z disc
Molecular function (GO): muscle alpha-actinin binding; actin binding
Source: RefSeq, a predicted model, not a curated record